Molecule: messenger RNA, 3451 nt
Organism: Daldinia caldariorum
Lineage: Eukaryota; Fungi; Ascomycota; Sordariomycetes; Xylariales; Hypoxylaceae
Product: LCM-domain-containing protein
Exons: 7
Coding region: 135-3278 (1047 amino acids)
Biological process (GO): wybutosine biosynthetic process; tRNA methylation
Molecular function (GO): tRNA methyltransferase activity; protein binding
Source: RefSeq, a predicted model, not a curated record
CUGUAAUUACAGGGCAACUUUAUAAGAUUUUCUCACUUGACCAUAUUCUAAUAAAUCUCGACUGACAUAUUUUUACUCUUACAAAGUCAUAAUUAACUGGAUUCUUCUCCUCUCACGUGCCUCCUUUAACUAGGAUGGCUACUACUCCCAAAGUCAAAGCCCAGAAGGGGCUGGGUCGUUCAACAAAGCAACGAGCUCUGGAUGAUCUGGUUAUGGCUACGAAUAGCAGCAGUAUCGUGUCUAAAAGAAGUGUAGAACGUAUCUACUAUCCAAACGAACCUCACUUCUUUCGUUUCUUCGUAAAGAAGUUUCAGCGGCGGGCUCCGUUGAUUAAUCGAGGCUAUCAUAUUAGACUUCAUGUAAUUGAUGUCGCCGUUCGUAGGUUCCUAGAAAGACCUUCGGAGAAAAAGAAAGUGGUUAUAAAUCUAGGCUGCGGAAGCGAUGUGCUCCCGUGGCAAUGUAUGACCAGAUAUCCCGAGAGAUGUCAGAAUGUUACAUUUAUAGAUAUCGAUUUUCCUGACUUGAUAGAGAAGAAAUGCCGGAUCGUCCAGGAUACCCCUGAGCUCAGGUCUCCCUUGACCGGGUUCAAGACUAAUAUAGGAAACCAUGUAGUACUACAGAGCGAUCAGUAUGUCGAGAUUGGCUGCGAUUUACGCAAUAUCUCCGAUAUAGAAAAGGCACUCUCAACUGUUAUCGAUGUGGCCCAUUGCGAGUUUAUGUUUGUGGCAGAGGUCUCUAUCACCUAUAUGGAAACCGAAGGCGCGAAUUCGGUUAUUCAAUGGGCCAGCACUCUUGGACAAGCUGAAUUUUGUCUUCUGGAGCAAAUUAUUCCAGAUAGAGAAGACAAUCCGUUUGCAAAGACGAUGUUGGCGCAUUUUGAGAAAUUGAAGACUCCCCUAAGGUCUGUUUUUACCUACCCGGAUGUCAAUGCCCAGCGGGACCGUUUCGUCAAAAGGGGCUGGUCACACGUUGAUGUUAGCACUCUCUGGCAAAUAUGGGCUGACGACCAGUGGCUUGCGGCCGACGAGAGGAGAAAACUCGACUCCUUUGAGCCUUUUGACGAAUGGGAGGAGUUUGCAAUUUUCGCGGCUCAUUACUGCGUGGUUAUCGCCAGGACUAAUGCAGCAACGACUCAAACGGCCACAAGCAUCUCUCGGGAUUUUGAUAGACUCGAAGUUCCCGUGUUAUCUCUGGACGCCGACUUUAGAGAAUACUCUGGUACUCGCGGACAACGCCGAUUUGGCGCUGCCAUGAAGUUAAAAAACGACUUAGGGGAAGAGUUCUUGUCUAAUACCUUUGGACUCGGAACGAAUAGCCGAUUAAGGUCAUAUGAUCUCUACGUUAACGAGUCAACUCUACAAGAUGUUCAGACGCAUCAUACUGGCCCUAGUAGUCGCAUGUGUCAUACCGUUACAGACAUGGGCGAGCAUGGAAACUUGCUAGUAGGAGGCAGGACUUCUCCGUCAAGUGCUCUGCGCGAUUGCUGGCUCCUUCACAAAGGGGAUAACAAAUGGCAGCGGAUAGAUGACCUUCCGAUACCCUUGUAUCGGCACGGAAUAACAAGACUCGGCAACUCAGAUCUUGCUCUUUUGGUCGCUGGAAAAUCUGACGCAUCGAAUAUCUUUAAUGGGUGUUUACUUUAUCGGCCGAGUUCAGGAUGGAUUGAGUGCGAAAUUCAAGGGUCAGAGUAUGAACCAGUCUUUGGUGGCCUAUUGGUUUGUCUGGGGGGGCCAAGCCAUUCCACGGAGACCGAUGGCGUCAAAUUUGAUGGUUUGAUUGCAGGCGGUAUCUCUCGAGAUGGCGUUAUUGCCCAGCAGAUUUUACGAUGGGUUUUAACUUUCUCGGACAAUGAGAAGCCUACAAUUUCAUUUGCAGCCUUAUCGACUUCAAGUUCCCAUAAUUCGUCGAUACGAGAAUCAAACAAAAUCAAGCAUCCCGACAACUUAAUCAACCGCUACGGUGCCUCUGGCUUUAUCUCUCCAGAAGGAUAUCUGACUGUAGUUGGAGGUAUUAUCGCAAACGACAUCGUUACGCGUGAUCUCGAUGUCUUGAUUAUAGACGUUUCUAGCCACCAUUAUAAAAUCGUCUCUGCUUGCCAGGUCGCAAUUACUCCUAGGCCAUUGCUCAUAGGUGCUUCGAUCGAACAGGCCAAAGAUGGUCAAUUAGUUGUAAUGGGUGGAGGUGCUACUUGUUUCUCCAUGGGAACAUUCUGGAAUCCGGGCAGCUACACGCUGAGAUACACCCCUAAGGCCUUCACUACCGGAGUACCGAUACCGCAUAAUAGCAGGGCGAUUUGGAAAUACUCGAGGAUUGUUGAACUUACGGAAGAAACAGAACGGAACCAUGCCUCGACUUCUUCGAGCAGAGAGGCUGCGGAGAAGGUUGACAUACCUAGGCUCCAGAUCAAUACUGCAGACGAAUUUUCAGCGGUGCUGAAAGCUGGGAAACCUGUGGUUUUCGAAGCGUGCCAAUUAGGAAACUGUAUCCAAACCUGGACAUCAGACUAUAUUGUGAAGCAACUUGGCCCUGAUAGAGAGGUCGUUGUUCACGAGGCUGAUAGCCAAAAUAUGGACUUUAACAGCAAGAAUUUUGCAUAUGUCACAAAGAAGUUUCAAGACAUAAUGCAAGGAAUUUCAGAUGGCCAGAAGCUAUACCUACGUGCCCUUUCUGGUGAUCACCCAUCCGAUCAGCCGGCCAAUCUCAAGAUCGACUUCCCGCAGCUGGCUGAAGAUUUCCAGCUACCUGACGCGCUUUCAUUCGUAAAGCAGAACGAAUUCAGCUCCGUACUGCGAAUCACUGGGCCUGUUAAUAUGUGGCUCCAUUACGAUGUUAUGGCAAAUGUAUAUUCCCAAAUAGUUGGCUCCAAGAGAUUCGUUCUGUUCCCGCCAUCGGAUGUCACUAAGCUUUCAUUCGCUCCGGGAUCGUCUAGCUCAAGCAUUGACGUAUUUUCCGAACUCGAAUCGCCUUCUCUUGCUGAGACACAUCCUCACGAGACGGUACUGAAACCUGGCGAUAUACUAUUUAUCCCUCCCCUUUGGCUGCAUACUGCUACACCAUUGAGUAACUUGGGUGUGGCUGUUAACGUCUUCUUUCGCAACCUUGAGAAUGGGUACUCGAGUGGCAGAGAUGUCUACGGAAAUCGGGACCUUGCAGCUUAUGAAAAAGGCCGUCAAGAUAUUACGCGUAUUUCGAAUAGCUUCAGUAAGCUGCCGCCUGAUAUGCGGGGCUUUUACAUCAGGCGUCUAGCAGACGAACUUGCCCAGAAAGCGAUUGAUUGAGGAAUUCACCAACCCCUUCAUUGAGGCUUUAUCUAUUUGGACUGUCUUGUAGGUGGUUCUAGGGCACGUUGAGAGACCGCUGCCUCGCAUUUUUCUAUAGUAAGCAUUGAAAGGGGUAUCGUGACGCUCCCAAAACUGAUAGCACAGGGUUUGAGCAAUCACCUUGUCCCAAC